Molecule: messenger RNA, 2408 nt
Organism: Botrytis cinerea B05.10
Lineage: Eukaryota; Fungi; Ascomycota; Leotiomycetes; Helotiales; Sclerotiniaceae
Exons: 1
Coding region: 742-1596 (284 amino acids)
Source: RefSeq, a predicted model, not a curated record
GUGAGUGAAUCACCUUAAGAGCUUAACACCGCAACCCCUUCCUCUUCUCCCCCCUUCCCCUCCCAGCUUCAUACUUCAUAAGUCGAUCGGAUCCCUCUCUCUUACGCCAUUUUAUAUAUCAAUGGACGAGUGAAUCUUCUUCUUAUCUCUUCCCUCUUCCCUCUUUCCCUCUUUCCCUCUUUCCUAUAAAUCCAUCCACACCAAAUCAGAACACUUUUCUUCAUUCCCCAACAGACAACUUCUACUUCACACCUUCCUUCUUUCUCCCUUGCCCGUCUAGAAUUCUCUCUCUUUUCCACACACUCAACUCUACUGUUUCUGCACUCCAUACAUACAUCAUACACUGUCCGUCACGUCCAUACGAAAGAUCGAGAUCUUACCCCACCUCACGCACAUCCAUACACACACACACUAUAAAGUUGCCAACCAUUAGGUAGGUGACUUCAACGGAGAAACGAGAAGAAAAAGAACAAAGAAACGAGUGAGGAUAGCUGCGUUGAUAUCAAUUCUAAGUAAUUUCAACUUCAUUUCAUCAACGACAAAGAAAUCCUUAUCAAACACAACACAAAUCGAACAUAUCAGCUCACCCGUCACUCCGAGGCUGAGAGAGCAGCUUACGGCUAUCCGGAGAAUCUCUCAUUCAAUACUCGUCUAGGUUCAACAAUCAUACCAUCAACAUCGUCGACCUGAUAUUCGUCCAAAUAAAUUUCCUACCUUUAAAGCUCCAGUCCAAGCGCAGAUAUGUCUUCCAACGCCAAUAGCAACAACGGCGGCACCACGCCUCCAAACGAAUCCUCCUCUAGACCCCGUCGUGGUUCCAUCACUGCACAAACAUUCACCAAUAUCUUUCGUUCAAACAGCACAUCUGCCGGAGGUCCGGUCGGUCCAUUCCCGGGUCCUGUUAGCACAGGCGCAUCUCAUGAUCACAAACGAAGAAUGUCGAUUUCUACACUGGGUUUAUCUGGUGCAUCUCCUACACAAUCGUCGGCAUUUCCUUUUGGUGGUCGACGUGGUAGUGUAUCAACUACAGCUUCCGAAUCAAUUGACGAAAGCGCCAUCGAUGAUGAAGAUGGACCUUCCAGAGGCACACCAACUACUCCCUUUGCACGUCGUAUGUCAUUUGGGGCUCAAGCACUUCGAACUGUUCGUACGGGCAAUGGUAGCCCUGGCACAAAUGGUAGAACUCCUUCUUAUACUACUUCUACAUUAUCCCCCAUUCCAGCAGGUUCAAAAGGUGGUGGUAGAGUAACCCCUCCAGGAACUCAGUCUCAACAGGCAAGCACGCAAUCAAAACCCAGAACUCCCUCUGACUUUGCUUCUUCUGCUCGUCCAGGUGAAGGCGGUUUCAACUGGUCUGAGCAGCUUAGAUCUCGUGCCGAGAGUCAAGUCUCUCAAUCCCAACGUCCGAUCAUGUCGACCUCUCCCCCAAAUAAUCAAAGAUUCAAUGUUCCAAUGCAUGAGCGAGCUAAGAGUAUUGGUGACGCCCCAGCUCCACCCACUUCCGCCAUUCCUCCCGUCGCAGCACCAAAGCCCGCUCGAAAGCAACCAGAUGCCUUCCAAGAACGUAUUUUGAAGGGAGAUUUCUACAUGGAUUGAUUAUUAUGGAUACGCACACAAAUUUCCUUUUGUCUUUCUCGAGCAAGAGCUUGAAAAUGACCGGAGUGGGUCUUUCAAAGUUAUGGCGUUUAUUGAUCAAAUGAUUAAAAGGAACAAAGAAAUUUCUUUACAACUAUUGAUUAAAACCAUCCGCAAUUGCUUUCGCUACAAUAUAACAUGGAUACGGAAUGUCGGAUCUGCAGAAUUGGAGUUGAACAGACACAACGAUGGAAACAGAAAUAACGAAAAUAUUCACCGCUCUCGAUAGAGCAAGAAAUGGAAAUAAUAUAGGAUUAGGUGAUCAGAUAUCGGAGCGUACGCUGGACGUUUCAUUCUCGAAAUUUAUUUUACUUCUUGGUUGAGGUUCAAGAUGCUAGCUAUAAGGCUUACUGGGCUCAGAAUAUGCUCGACGGAGCAAACGAUACAAGCAAAGAGAGGAUUACUGAGCAGACUGGCGCUCUCGGACAGAUUUGUGAGAUGGAAUAUAUGGAUGCCUUUAAAAGAUCCAGAUUGAUGAUUGAUGAAAUUCUUUGUAUUGCUGGCGCUUGUACUUCGCUGGGAUUGUAGGCGGAUGGUUUGGCAUGGCUUGCUUGCUUGCUUACAUGAAUGAAAUGAAACGAAAUGUUGUUGGGGAUUGGGACUGGGAAUGGGAUGGAAUGUUUAGUUUAUGCGUUUGAGCCUUUUACGCAGCUGGCCUUCUCCUUUUUUCCCAAAUUGUACUUUACAUGAACAAAUUAGCUAGCUGUUCUCGGUUGACUUUCACAACGUCGACGAGUGGAUGGAAUUCAAAAAACAUGUUAAAAUCGAUAUCA